CACGAUUGCUUCCGCAGUCAAUUCCUUAUGGAACCUCGUGGGCAUCGAGACAUGUACGGUGCAUUGGUGCGCAAGCAUACGGAACUUGUGGAUGAGGGCUAUGCGGAUGUCGGAGUACUGUUCAUGACCAACGCGGGAUAUCCUACAAUGUGUGGGCAUGCUGUUAUUGCUCUUGGUAGGCUAUUGGUCGACAUACACGACGACGAAAACUUCCCAAAUCGAAAAAGAUUCACAUACAAGCCCGAUGAGCAGGUUAUGAUUAUUCAACUACAUGCUCCGUGUGGUGUUAUCCCAAUUGCAGUACCAACUACAGACAAUGGCUCGAAGUCAGAUCCAGAGCGUAGCGUCUCUUUUUUCUCUGUGCCUUCCUUCCCCACUGGGAUAAAUGUCAACAUAUCGAUUCCAGAGAAUUUGAGAUGGCCAGAACUUGGUCAACGGACUGAAGUCAAGGCGGACAUCAGUUACGGCGGUGCAUUCUUCUGUAUAUUGGCAGACCGGGAACUUGGCUUCGGACCACAUCUCGAGCGAGCCGAUCGAGCAGCAUUAGAAAAUGCAACAAGAAAUCUUAAAUCUGCGAUCAUCACAAACAAAGAAUUGCGAGUUCUAUACUCUCAUCCAAAAUCGGAAGCGCUUAGUGUUCUUUACGGCAUCUUAGUCAUUGAUUCCAAGGAACAGUGCAUGAUGGAGCUGGCUAUUGAAACACGCGGUUGCGAGACUGGGCUCUGUUUCUUUGCCAAUUCACAAAUCGAUCGUUCUCCUUGUGGAGGUGGAGUUGCUGCCCGCGUAGCUCUUGCUUGGCAAAAGAAUGGAAGGACCGAGCCAUGGACGUAUCACUCCUUGGUCUCAAAUGCCUUUGGGGGCGUGAUGGGAGUUGGAGCCUUUAUUGGGUUUCUUUGUCGCGGAAACAUCUCUGAAGUUACUUUGAAGGAUGGAAGGACUGUUCAAGCAGCUCCUGUACGAGUGUCAGGAUUUGCUCAUUACACUGGUGCACAUUGUUUUGUUAUGGAGAAAGGUGACACAAUUGGUGAGAAGGGGUUCUCGAUGUACAGUGGUAAUGCAUUUGUGGCACCCACUCGGGUCAAGAAGUAGUGCUAGCCUUAGAGUGAGUUUGGCUGGGGACUGUAUGCUUUUCCAAAGUCUUAUUUAAUCGGGGAGGUUGAGAGUGAUUCAAUGGGUGUCACAAACACGGAACUUCAGUAAGGCAAAAACAG
Messenger RNA from Mollisia scopiformis, 1211 nucleotides. RefSeq names its product putative proline racemase. The coding region runs from base 28 to 1089 and encodes 353 amino acids. Lineage: Eukaryota; Fungi; Ascomycota; Leotiomycetes; Helotiales; Mollisiaceae. The transcript has 2 exons. Gene Ontology annotation, molecular function: hydro-lyase activity. The record is from RefSeq and is a predicted model, not a curated record.